AUGCGGGGGCUAGGUGGAGGAUUGGGAAUGGGGAGAAUGUUUAGAUUUGGGGUGAUUGUUGGAUUCCCGGUGCUUAGCAUUCAUCUAUCUUGGAACAGGUUAGAAGACAUGCUUAUUUGGCAUGGAGAGAAAGAUGAGGAGUUCACUGUAAAGUCUACUUAUCACCUCAUGGAUGCAAAACGUGAUGUUACUGUUGUAGGACCUUCGAGGCCACCAAACAAAGAUUUGUGGAAAAAAAUAUGGCAGACUCAUGUGCACAUAAGGGUGAAAAUUUUCCUUUGGAGACUGGCUAGGAACAUUCUGCCCACCUACCAGAAUCUAAGGAAAAAAGGUAUGAAUCUCAAUCUGUCUUGUCCUCUUUGUGAUGCUUCAUUGGAAUUUCCCCACCAUUUGUUUCUUUCUUGUUCCGUGGUGAAAUUGGUGUGGUUGGAAUCCAUUUUAUCCUCCCCUGAUCCGGUCAGUAUUCAGUUGAUUUGUGUGGCUCUGUGGAGUAUCUGGUACUAUAGAAACCAAUGGCUUUUCCAAAAGAUUCCCUUUGUUCCACGGGUUGUGGUGGAGAGCGUGGCUGAUUUCCUUGUUGAGUUUAAUUCUGAGAACCUAGGACUGAGGUUUAAGAAAAAACAUGUUGUUUUUUAUAAUGGAGGGAAUUGCCCCAGGAACUUUGUUUGUUUACAGGUCGAUGCAGGGUGCUUCCCGGACAACUAUAGUGCCUUCGGAUGA
Messenger RNA from Vicia faba (fava bean), 720 nucleotides. The record is from the annotation of a GenBank genome assembly. NCBI's taxonomy places the organism in Eukaryota, Viridiplantae, Streptophyta, Magnoliopsida, Fabales, Fabaceae.